GGCAACCCGAGGGAAAGCCUGAAGGGAAAGCCGCACUGGCCAUCCCUUCAACAUCUAAAGCAACGGCUGCUACUUCCGCUAUGGAGGUGGCGCAAACAGGGUCUAUGGAAUCCUCCCAAACACACAACACAAGUAACUUCGAGCUCAAAUGGGCCCAGGUGAACGCGCCAAAAAACAGGGCUGCUAAAACCACUCCCAAAGUGGCUCAGCGGCCUAGUGGCUUGGCGAGUGAACCCGGGCUCUCGCGGAAACACAAAAAGUUACUGAAAAAGAAGGAGAAGAGGCGAGCAAAACGUGAGUCCCAAACUCAAUCACUCACCUCUCCCCCCAAAACACAAACCGACAGACAGACCGAAAAACCAGGACCGUCCACAACAAAAGCAAUUUUCCGUAAGACUGUGCUGGAAACCAAGGCGACUGGCCAGUCCGAGAAGGAAAGUGGACAAGACAAAGGCAAAACAAAGAGGGCUAGGCUCGACGAGACCCUGUCUCCUCGAGGCGAGCCCAAGAAGCCUAGACUGACUCCAGCCCAAGACACGAGAUCGCCGACUUAUGCCGAGGCAACAUCUGCAGACAAACCCAAGGCUAAGCUCGUCAUCACAUCGGCAACGGGCUAUAUUACUAAAGAGACUGCUGUCAUAGUUGAAAAACACCUGGACGAUGCGUUCAUCGCGACAGCCAGAAGACAAAUAAUGACCGUCGAGGGCCCCAUCUUCAUGCGGAGGCCGACCUCCUAUGACGGCUCGCUUCGCCUCUACUGUGAAAAUCAGGAGGCGGUGGAGUGGACCGUCGGGGUGUGUUCGGAGCUGGAUCUACCAGGGGUGGGCAAACUCACGGUCACAGACGCAAAAGAUAUACCGAAGAUGGUACGCUGCGGCAUCCGUCUACCACACGAACACGAUGGGGACCAAGUGCUCAUUGGUAUGUGCCUUAGACUGGGGAACCCAUGGGCACAAGUGGAGCGAUGGCGUGUCCACACCAUUAUACCACAGGAUAAGGCGACAUUUGUGGUGAGAUCUGUCUGCCAUAAGGCUGAAUUCCAACCAAGACAUAAACAACCUCAACAACGUUAUUGCAUCAGCCUACAUGCAUGAGGCGGAUGCGGUACCACCUGAAGGACUCAACACACUCGUCAGAUUCUGCGAACAUAAUGGAUGGGAACUGAUUGUGUCAACGGACUCCAAUGCCCAUCAUCCGCUAUGGGGAAUGGAAGCAAGCAACAAUAGAGAAAACUGCUGGCAAACCGCCUAUGAGAUCGUCACCUACAACAAGGUGAAAUGGGCGGUGGACAGCUUCCAGCCUUUCAAGUCAGCGGGCACAGAUGGCGUCUUUCCUGCACUGCUACAGUUGGGAGGAGAUAAGUUGAUGUGUCACUGACAGCCCUCUAUGCAGAGGUUGCCUGGGGGCAGAGGAAACAGCCGCUCACGUUCUGCUGGAAUGCAGUGAGGUUGCAAACUACAGGGCGAAGCACCUGGGGUCACCAGGCGCUCUUCGGGAAGUCUUCCGCGACGUUAAGAGGUUGGGUGACUUCUUGGAGGAGCUUGGCUGGUUGGAGUAGCCUCUACCACCCUCGCACGCAAAGUAGGCGCAUAUGGACGUCGAGUUGCGGAAAGCGCCCGUAUGAAGAAGAA
Messenger RNA from Leptidea sinapis, 1631 nucleotides. RefSeq lists its product as uncharacterized. The coding region runs from base 81 to 1094 and encodes 337 amino acids. The record is from RefSeq and is a predicted model, not a curated record. The transcript is spliced from 4 exons. NCBI's taxonomy places the organism in Eukaryota, Metazoa, Arthropoda, Insecta, Lepidoptera, Pieridae.